Messenger RNA from Lathyrus sativus (Indian pea), 2277 nucleotides. The record is from the annotation of a GenBank genome assembly. Lineage: Eukaryota; Viridiplantae; Streptophyta; Magnoliopsida; Fabales; Fabaceae.
AUGGUUGUCAAGAUGAUGAAAUGGAGACCAUGGCCACCUCCAGUUUCCAAAAAGUACGAGGUUAAACUCCUCGUCAGAACUCUCCGUGGUAUCGAUCUGUCGCCGGAGAGUACAUUCGCCGUUGAAAUCAGAUGGAAGGGUCCUAAACUUGCUCUCAGCUCCCUCCGUCGUAACGCCGUUGUCAGAAAUUUCACCGGUGAGGCACAGGCUCAUCGUGUUGAAGAAGAUGAACAAAACGGUGUCGUUUUGUGGGAUGAAGAGUUUCAUAGUUCUGUUAAUCUUUCUUCUAAUAGAGACAAUGCCUUUCAUCCUUGGGAGAUCGCUUUCACUGUUUUCAACGGUUUGAAUCAGAGGUCAAAAACUAAGGUUCCUGUGGUGGGAACAGGCUCUUUGAAUCUAGCUGAGUUUGCAUCUGUGAUUGAUCAGAAAGAUUUUGAUUUGAGUAUUCCGCUUACACUUCCUGGAGGUUCUGCUGUUGAGCCUUCUCUUUCACUCACUAUAUCAAUCAGCUUAGUGGAGCUAAGAGUGGCCCAAGAGAAUAGUGAGCUUGUUCAUAAGUCAAUAGUGCCGGUUCAAUCACCCUUGUCUCAGUCAGGAGAAGCUAGUUUGUCAGAGAAAGAUGAGAUUUCCACCAUUAAAGCUGGUCUUAGGAAAGUCAAGAUUUUGACUGAGUUUGUAUCCACGAGGAAAUCAAGGAAACCAAGCCGCGAGGAAGAAGGUAGCGAGGGAAAUUACUCUGCCAGGAGUGAGGAUGGUGAGUACAAUUACCCUUUCGACUCUGACUCUCUUGAUGAUUUUGAGGAAGGGGAUUCACAUUCGGAAGAGGUAAAGGAGGAGUCGAGUGUGAGGAAGUCGUUCAGUUACGGGAAACUAGCCUUUGCAAACGCGGGUGGGUCGUUUUAUUCCAGCAUGAGGGUGAAGGGUGAUGAUGAGGAUUGGGUUUACUACAGCAAUCACAAAUCAGACAUCGGGAGUUUGCCAAAAGAGGAGUCUGCCGUUUCGUCCUCCGAGCCUUAUGUUGCGCAAAGUUCAAGGCGUAGUUUAUUGCCUUGGAGGAAGAGAAAGUUGAGUUUCAGAUCUCCGAAAUCUAAAGGAGAACCAUUGCUAAAGAAGGCUUAUGGAGAAGAAGGUGGCGAUGACAUUGAUUUCGAUCGCCGGCAACUUAGCUCCGAUGAAUCUAUUUCACAUGGGUCACAGAAAACUGAAGACGAAUCAGGUGCAAAUCGAACAUCGGUGUCUGAAUUUGGCGAUGACAAUUUUGCAGUUGGUAGUUGGGAGCAGAAAGAAGUUUUGAGUCGUGAUGGCCACAUGAAACUUCAGACACAAGUCUUCUUCGCGUCAAUUGACCAGCGAAGCGAACGAGCAGCGGGUGAGAGUGCUUGUACAGCUCUGGUUGCAGUAAUAGCCGAUUGGUUCCAAAACAACCGCGAUCUCAUGCCAAUUAAGUCCCAGUUCGAUAGUUUAAUUCGAGACGGCUCAUUAGAAUGGAGAAACUUAUGUGAAAACCAAACAUAUAGGGAACGAUUCCCUGACAAACAUUUCGAUCUCGAAACAGUUGUCCAAGCCAAAAUCCGCCCCCUUUCCGUAAUUCCCGAAAAGUCCUUCAUCGGUUUCUUUCAACCCGAAGGAAUGGACGAAGGAAGGUUCGAUUUUCUACACGGAGCCAUGUCUUUCGAUAACAUCUGGGACGAGAUUAGUAACGCCGAACACGACUCCACCACUAACGAAGAGCCCCGAAUUUUCAUCAUCAGCUGGAACGACCAUUUCUUCAUCCUUAAAGUCGAAUCCGAUGCUUACUUCAUCAUCGACACUCUUGGGGAGAGACUCUACGAAGGAUGCAAUCAAGCAUAUAUCUUGAAAUUUGACAGAAACACCGCCAUAUACAAAACACCAGACGUCUCUAAUCUGUCGGACGAAAACACAACCGCCAUCGAACAACAAACUGUUGCAGAUGUAUUAGAGAACAACAAUGAGAAACAGAGUCAUCAAAUCAACAGUAAAGGGUUGUCGGAGUCUGUUGAAGAGACAGAAGAAUCACCGAAAAGCGAGCAAGACGAAGACGAAGUUGUGUGCCGAGGGAAAGAAGCAUGCAAAGAAUACAUAAAAAGUUUCUUAGCAGCUAUCCCUAUUAGAGAAUUACAAGCAGAUGUCAAGAAAGGUUUAAUAUCAACAACUCCACUUCAUCAUAGACUACAAAUUGAGUUUCACUAUACUCAACUGUUGUUGCAGUCUUAUGAAGAAUCUUCUUCUCUUGCAGUAACUGAGGUUGACACAUAA